Messenger RNA from Plasmodium vivax (malaria parasite P. vivax), 1571 nucleotides. Its product is annotated as Dihydrolipoyllysine-residue succinyltransferase component of 2-oxoglutarate dehydrogenase. Lineage: Eukaryota; Apicomplexa; Aconoidasida; Haemosporida; Plasmodiidae. Gene Ontology annotation, molecular function: dihydrolipoyllysine-residue succinyltransferase activity. The coding region runs from base 324 to 1571 and encodes 415 amino acids. The record is from RefSeq and is a predicted model, not a curated record. Gene Ontology annotation, cellular component: oxoglutarate dehydrogenase complex. Gene Ontology annotation, biological process: tricarboxylic acid cycle. The transcript is spliced from 4 exons.
GAGUUGACUUAUUCGCCGUAACUUUCACUUUCGUCCUCCACGUGGAAAGCGCUUCACGCUUUUUACUCACAUGUGUAAUUCAUUCAAAGGUGCAGCAUAGGAACAAAUACGCAUUGAAGAACAAUAACUUUACUCAUAAAAGUCAUCUUUAAGCAUUUUCUUUCCCCCCUCUGCUUACAUAAAUCAUCGUGCGAACAUGCAGAGAAGGAAGAUGGUUAACAGUUUGGGUUGAACAUUCGCUAUAAAACUGAAAUUGCCAUUUCGAUUUGAAGCUUUUUUACGAAAGAGGAAAAAAACACGACCAUAAAUUAACUCAUAAAAGGAUGACACAGAACCUUGUGCUUCGAUUGAACAAACCCCUGUUUUAUAACGCGAAAGGGAUUAGCAGGAUCCUCAACCUGGAGUGCAAGCAAUGCGUGAACUGUCAUUCCACAUUUAAAAGAUGCUUCUCCAUAGACACGAUAAAAGUACCCAGGCUUGGAGAUUCCAUUACGGAAGGCACCAUCAGCGAAUGGAAGAAAAAAGUGGGUGAUUAUGUUAAGGUGGAUGAAACGAUAACGAUUAUCGACACGGACAAAGUAAGCGUCGACAUAAACUCCAAAUCCAGUGGGGCGCUUUCAAAAAUAUUUGCAGAAGCGGGAGACAUCGUUUUGGUCGAUGCGCCCCUGUGCGAAAUAGACACUUCAGUGGAGCCACCUGCUCACAUAUCAGAAGUGAAGGAAGAAAUAGCACAAAGCAAAACUGUGCAAGCGAGUGAACAAAAUGGAAGCGAAAAGGAGGAAGGUAAAAAGGACCAAAAUAGCGCGCACAAAGAAAGCGAAAGAAAAGUAAGUGAAGCGAAUAACACAAGAGUGCUAUACGAAGCCGUCAGUGAAAGAACCGAAACGAGAGUGCGCAUGUUGCCAAUAAGAAAACGAAUUGCCGAAAGGCUCAAAGAAUCGCAAAACACGUGCGCGUUGCUAACCACAUUUAACGAAUGCGACAUGAGCAAAGUGAUAGUCCUACGCAGUGAGUUAAAAGACAUCUUUCAAAAGAAGUAUGGAUGCAAAUUAGGGUUCGUAUCCCUCUUCAUGCAUGCGUCAACCUUAGCUCUAAAAAAAAUGCCACAAGUAAAUGCAUACAUAGAUAACGAUGAGAUUGUGUACCGAAAUUAUGUUGACAUAUCCGUAGCAGUGGCCACACCCAACGGAUUAACAGUUCCUAUCAUUCGAGAUUGCCAAAAUAAAAAACUAUCAGAACUUGAACUGGCUCUAUCCGAGUUGGCUACCAAAGCGAGGAACAACAAAUUGUCGUUAGACGAUUUCACGGGUGGUACUUUUACCAUUUCGAAUGGAGGCGUUUUUGGCAGCAUGUUAAGCACACCCAUUGUGAACAUGCCGCAGUCGGCUAUACUAGGUAUGCACACAAUAAAAGACAGAGCCGUAGUGGUAAACAAUGAAAUUGUCAUUAGGCCUAUCAUGUAUUUGGCCCUAACUUAUGACCACAGAUUGCUCGAUGGAAGAGACGCCGUGCAGUUUUUAAGCGCAAUAAAGGACUAUAUAGAAAACCCGAGCCUCAUGCUGAUUGAUUGA